Molecule: messenger RNA, 1653 nt
Organism: Zeugodacus cucurbitae (melon fly)
Lineage: Eukaryota; Metazoa; Arthropoda; Insecta; Diptera; Tephritidae
Exons: 3
Coding region: 183-1457 (424 amino acids)
Source: RefSeq, a predicted model, not a curated record
CCUGAUUUCUUUGACCAAAACAAAUCGAUUGUUAUUACGCGUUUUUCUGGUCUUUUUUCCAAUCAGCGCGAUAGGCGUGAGAAAGUGUGUAUUGAAUAAUAGUUGAAAAUGAAGUAAAAGUUUUCUUUAAAUAAUUGAAAUAAACUCGGUGCGGUGUAUAGGUGUGGCGUAUAGUUUUCAUCAUGGCCAUGUUGACGCGUCGUACCUCACCCGGUUCACCGAAAGCUUUACAACGUUUACAAAACUGCAUAUCCUUUAUCUGGCCGUCUUUGCAUGCAGGUACUACUCAAGAUCAUAGAAUACAACGUAAGUCCACACAAUUGGACAGCAUCGAUUGUUUAACGAAUGAACUAGUUAAUCGUAAUUCAAAGAAAUGGGAUGAACUAAGAGACACACUUAUUAAGAAAACCAACAAAAGUGAGUUGAGUGCACACAACUUUAGUGAUGGUAGCGAUAUGGUAUCCACAAGUUUCGGUCAGAAUGUAAACAUUCUCUCUAAAGGUGUUGUUAGCGAUCUGCAGGCUAUACGUUCACCACAAUUGGGGCUGGACAUACGUUCGUUGUCUCAAGCGCAACUGGACAAUUUAUUAUUAUCUACGGUGGAAAUAAAAAAUAAACCAGAUUUCCUAUACCUUAUAAGGCAAUGCUUACGUCAUAAGCAGCUACCAUCCAAUGAAGUACUAUUGGCUUGCCUCAAAUACCUCAUGCAGUUGUGUCGUUUGCAACAGAUUGACUCAUUGGCAGAUUUGUGUAAAAUACAUAAACAUCCACUUGUUAAAACAUACGCCAACUUCGCACCGUUCAAAGCGAUGGCACUCUGGCGAAGUGGAAGUGCAGAUAUCGCUUUAAUGACAUUACAUCGUGGCUAUGGCGAUUGUAUGGAAACGGAUGAGGGCAGAAGAAUGGCACGUAAUGUAUUUCGUACGAUUAUUGAGGAGACAUUAGUGCAAAAGAGCGAUGCUGUCUUAGUGUCGUUGUUGCAAGUGGCACGCUCAAUCUAUAAAGAACAAAAAGAUAUUUUCGUGGUGGCCUGUGUGUGGAAACAGUGCUUUGCUAGUGAAUGGUUUUGUGAUCAGAAAUCCGCAGCGGACCUUUACGAACAUUAUAAGGAAUUGCAACAACUUGUGGCCAGACGUUCAAGCUCUCUUUGUUCAUCAUUUCUACGUGCUAAUAAUGUGGAUGCUGUGCAUCGACUAAUUGAAGCGUUUUUGCAAAAUGAGCAACGCGAAGCGUGCGCAAAUUGUCUCGGACAAUUGUUUAAUCACCAAUAUUUGCGUAGUGAUUUAAGAGCCUGUGCCGAGAUCAUCAAAUCCUGCAGUGAGCUCGGAAUGCCACUAAGCGAAGUACAAAAUGAACAGUUUUUAAGUUUGUUCCUCAAUCAGCCGGCAACCACUGCGGCGCGCAAUGUCGGUGGUCAUCAAUCAAAACCAAUUAAAGAGUUUCAGUAUAAAUUUUGAAAUCACGAAAACAAUAUACCUACAGGUGAUACAUUUGUUUAUCACCGUGUGAAACUUUUUAAAGUAAGCGAAACAUAUUCAAUAUUUGUUGUUAAAUAGAGCAAUGAUUCUCUUUACACCUUUCGUAAACUUGCACCUAGAUUUAAUGGUUCACUAUUCAAAGUUCUAAAUAAAGCAAUAAAUAGUUCAAUAUUAA